CAGCUGUGCGAUGAUCUUGAACAUUCUAUUCACUAGUCAAACAUCAAAAUUGUCACGCGACCUUACUGAGCUGUGAGCUCUAGCAAAACAUUGGACCAUUGGACAUCUUGCAAAAAGAAGAGGAAAAAAGAGAACUGUGAAGCCGUCUUCUGCUACCUGCGAGAUAAUGCUACACCGUUGAGAAAUGACAGCAUUUCGAGCACGUUCCGCGUUCUUGUGCAGGUGGAGCCUCGUCAUCGUCGAAAUCUUGCUGCUUUGCGACAUAUCGCGACAUGGGUCAUACGGCGAGGUCGUGACUAACCUAAACACAAACGGAACCGUCGUCACCGAGAACAGAACCGUGUCCACGUUGACGGAUGCUCCGACUGUAUCGAAUGUCACGACGAACGUCACCGUGUCAGCCAAAUUGUCUAGUACAACGCUACCCACGAACAGUGUCAGCCACGUCGUCGUUGGUCAUAAUGCCAGUUCUUCGACUACUGCGAAACUAUUAUCAUCAUCAUCACCACCACCACCACCACCACCACCAGUCCCUGCCGCGAGCACGACGCAGUCCGUCGAGAAUACGAGCCAUCAAACUACCAUCGAGAAAAACGGCGCAACGUCACCGGGUUCCAUCAUCGACAGGAACAACGCAACAGAUAUUCCCGGUGUAUCAUCGCAGAGUCCGGAUGCUAACGUCAACGCGACCAAUGUCACCACGACCACCGUCGCCCCGGCGGAACCGGUUCUUCCUGACAAAGGUUCCGCCGAGGAGGAGCACAACAGUUCUAUGUCUAUAUUCUUUGUGCUGUGCGUCCUCGCGCUGGGCAUACUGCUGAUACACCUGAUGCUGCAGACCAACUUCCAGUAUCUGCCGGAAUCAGUGGUGAUCGUUUUUCUGGGCGCCGCGAUUGGCAUGAUCAUAAACCUCAUGUCGCAUCAGAACAUAGCGAACUGGCGAAAGGAAGAGGCUUUCUCGCCAACCGCAUUUUUUCUGGUCCUGCUACCACCAAUCAUCUUUGAAUCGGGAUAUAAUCUACACAAGGGAAAUUUCUUUCAGAACAUUGGGAGCAUCAUGGUGUUUGCUAUCUUCGGGACAGCCAUCUCUGCGUUUGUUAUUGGCGCCGGGAUAUAUCUGCUGGGUCUGGCGCAGGUGGCAUACAAGCUCAGCUUCGUCGAGAGCUUCGCGUUCGGCUCGCUGAUCUCGGCAGUCGAUCCGGUUGCCACGGUUGCGAUCUUUCACGCGUUGGAUGUCGAUCCAGUCCUGAACAUGCUGGUCUUUGGAGAAUCGAUUCUAAACGACGCAAUCUCCAUUGUGCUGACCACUUCCGUCCUCGAGUCCAACAACGCGGCGACGACCAGCGAGGCUAUUAUACUCGGCUUGAAUCGAUUCUGCCUCAUGUUCUUCGCGUCAGCGGGGAUCGGCGUGGUGUUUGCUCUGAUAAGUGCGCUGCUGCUGAAACAUGUGGACCUUAGGAAGAAUCCGUCUUUGGAGUUUGGCAUAAUGUUAGUGUUUACAUACGCCCCGUAUGUUUUAGCAGAGGGUAUACAACUGUCAGGAAUUAUGGCGAUUCUAUUCAACGGAAUAGUUAUGUCACACUAUACACAUUUCAAUUUGUCAACUGUUACGCAAAUCACAAUGCAGCAGACAAUGCGAACACUAGCCUUCAUUGCUGAGACCUGCGUCUUUGCCUAUCUGGGAUUAGCAUUGUUCAGCUUUAGACAUAGGUUUGAGCCAGCAUUAGUCGUUUGGUCUGUAAUCUUGUGCCUGAUUGGAAGAGCCGCCAAUAUCUUUCCAUUGGCUCUGCUAGUUAAUCGCUUCCGCGAGCAUCAAAUCACGAGGAAGAUGAUGUUCAUCAUGUGGUUCAGCGGCCUGCGCGGUGCUAUAUCAUACGCAUUGUCGCUUCAUUUAGAUUUCAGCGACGAAACACGUCAUGUUAUUAUAACAACGACACUCAUCAUCGUAUUAUUCACAACCUUGAUAUUCGGUGGAUCUACUAUGCCUCUGCUGAAAUUUUUAAGGGCCGAAAAGAAGCAGAAAAGCAAUAGCAGGAGAAAGAAGAAAGAUAAGGAAGUUACAUUGAGCAAAACAAGAGAAUGGGGACAAACCAUAGAUUCCGAGCACUUGUCGGAACUGACGGAGGAGGAAAUGGAAGUAUCCUUUUUGCAGUCGCGAAUACGCGGUUUUGCGAGGUGGGAUCUGAAAUUUUUUAUCCCAUUCUUCACGAGGCGAUUCACGCAGCAGGAGUUGAAGGACUGCAAAUCGCAGAUGACAGAUCUGACGAAUCAAUGGUAUCAGGCCAUCAGAAUCAGUCCAAUAGAAUCGGAUGACGAAGCGACUACAGCAUCGACCGCACAAUUGAAUUUAAAUGUCGCCGGAACGGCUAAAGAACAACCGCACGGGAAAGAAAAGAACGGACGUCCUAGACACGGAGCUGAGGAGGAUUGGUCUGAUUAAAGUCCAACUUGUUGCUACAAAUAUAUUUUCUCCUGGGUGGAUUAUAUUAAUUUCUUAUUUCAUAAAUAAUUUUUUUAAUCGCGCAAUACUUUUUGAAUUGAUGAAGAUUAUUUAAGUGAUCUGAUAUUUUCGUUAGUAUUAGAAAUGCGUACAAAUAACAGAUUUCUCUAUUUGUGUUAAUCUUGUUAUGCAUAUUUAUAGUUAUUCUAAAAUUAAACUGUAUGAAAGUAAAGUUAUAACCAGGAAACAACGAAGUCUGCCACAGUAAUGUGUAUGAUGAUAGAAUAAUACUGUAUAGUUUACAUUCAUUUAAUUAUGUUAUAAUUUUAAUAAUUUAUUUCAAUAAGUAAUAAGUUAUUCGAACAAAUUUGAUAAAUUAGCAACGGUAAAUUGAAAUAAUUUAUAACAGUCUUUACUUAUUAUUAGGCUUGUUUUUUUAGCUAAACUUCUUGCACAGUUCUUUUUCCUUUAACUCUUCAACGGGAAAAGAAAAGCAAAAAGGAUAUAUAAAUCAUGCAAGAAAUUCAACUGAAAAGAACAGGCUUAUAAUUUCUUAGGAUUGCAAUCAUACUUGUAAAAAAAGUACAUUGUUAUCUGCAUUAUUAUCACAUUUGUGUCAGUACUUGUCGAUGUUUUUAUGAUUUGAAAUUGAUUUUAUAUUUAGUCUUGUUAGACAUAUUUGUAUAUUGAAAAUAUUUUAAUUUGAACAAACAACAAAUAUGAAAUAUUAAAAUUGAAUUGAAUUGUUUCCCAGUUAUUAACUACCUGUGAUAUUGUGUUGCGAAAAAGAAAUAUUUAUAUCGUCAUAUGAAUAGUUACGAACACGUGUUUCGUAUCAUAUCGUUUCGUGGGAGAGACUGCGUUAUCUUGCUUCCUUGACACCGAGCGUUAACCCAGCGAAUAAAUUUUGUAUCUAGAAACAAGAGCUGGUAAAAGAUACGCGAGUAUGUCCUACGUUAUGAGAUUCGAGUAAAAUAUAAACGAUAUUGCAUUUGGCAGGCAAUUUAUAAGUUUAUCUUGUAACUGAUGGUGUACACAAGCGGAAAGGUAUAUCAACCAAGUUGUGGGACAAAUUGCGUUCGAAUAUUCUUACUCUCUUCGUCCAUAGUAUCCGAAACACGCAUGUUUAAGAACCGUAAAUAUAUUGUAUAUUACACUUCGUACAACCGCGCGUAGUCACAUGAAGGGGGACAAUAAAGGUGAUAUAAUUUGUGAUAUACAUAAUAAAUUGUAACAAUAAACUCACAUGAGCGAGACUUCA
Molecule: messenger RNA, 3701 nt
Organism: Monomorium pharaonis (pharaoh ant)
Lineage: Eukaryota; Metazoa; Arthropoda; Insecta; Hymenoptera; Formicidae
Gene: Nhe1
Product: sodium/hydrogen exchanger 8
Exons: 5
Coding region: 185-2440 (751 amino acids)
Biological process (GO): proton transmembrane transport; regulation of pH; sodium ion transport
Cellular component (GO): membrane; Golgi apparatus
Molecular function (GO): sodium:proton antiporter activity
Source: RefSeq, a predicted model, not a curated record